GUCAUAAGCGUAUACGGAUCCUCCCCGUUUCCUAUAUCCUCUCUCGAACUGGACAUCUUUCCGGCAUCUGUACCGUAACCGUUGUUAUCUACGCCACCACCUUCGCCGCCGCCUUUUCCAAUAUCGCUGCCGCCUUUCUGAAAGUAGGAAUCGAAGUAAAACUUAUGGAACUGAUAGCUGAGUUGCAAGAUAUGGUGGAUGAUGGUAACACCUAUGAAAGAUCACCCUCGCUUCCCCUUCGAACGGUGGAUGAAAUUCUCCUUCUCUAUGACUCUUCUUCUUCGUCUGGUUCGCCUUCUCCGCCUUCUUCCCCCUUGCAUUCUAGUAGCAAUGGUGAUUAUGCUGCAAUUAAUUUGUAUCAUGGUAGGUCGUCCUCAUUGUCCUCCCCUGUCUCUCAAUUAGAUCAUGCAGAUGUCAAUGGUGAUAAGGAUGUGUCUAAUAGUAGUCAUAAUAGCAAGGAUGUUAGUAAUGACAAUGCUAGUGUUCAUAGCAAUAGUUCUUUGGAAAAUUCCUCUGCAGCUCCGAUCCCAAGGCUGCUAUCUCAUACUCAUUCUUUAGAUUCUAUCUUGGAUCGUUCUUCAUCGAAUACAAGUCUUCAUAUCAGUAAUAGCAGUAGUAGGUUAAAUUUGGGUGAUUCUUCAUCUGCGCGGACCACCCUUCAAAGUUCAGCAUCCAUUAGUCUUCCUCCGCUUUUUACUGCCAUCAAAUCCAAUGUCAAACCCGGAGCUGCCCUUGCCGCUGCUGCGGCUGCCUCUCGCUCCAUACCCACUCGCAAUGCUGCUGCAAUGAAGUCCUCUAGAACUGCUGCCGCUACUGUUGGCCCGGUCUUCAAUUCUUUUCCCAGUUCCAAUUCUGAGCCAUCAGCCUCUGCGGAGAUUGACACUGAAGAGGUUCAUGAUCCACAUAGCUCUCGGUCAACCAUAGGAAGAGGACUUCAACGAGAAAAUUAUGUAGAGGAAGAAAUUGAUGGCAGCAAGCAAUUUUGUGAUGUACAGGAUCCUGAUAAUUUCCUGACGGAACCAACUCUGAUUGAACGGAAUGCUGAAUCUUUUCUUCCCAGGCAUUCCUUUGUUGAAAUUGAUGAUGAUGGUUCAGCUGCAGGAGCUGUAGCUUCAUCUCCUACUCUAGAAUCUUCUAUGAAAUAUUUGGAUGUCGAUGAGAAUUCAACCGCUGCAUCUGUUGAAUUGUUGGAUACUGAAAUCAUGCAGUUUCAACCAUCUUCUUCAUCAGAAGCUCAUGAUAAGGAGGACAAGAGUGACGAGGAUGCAAAAUUUCAUUCUACCAACAUGGUCCAACAGGAGCAGACUCAUACAGUACCUAAUACUGACAAGGAAAACACUUUGCCCAUGGAUGAAAUGCAUGGUCAGGAAGAUGCCAUUCUUCAGCCUGAAGAUGAUGUGUCGAGUCCAAGUAGAGAGGAUCUUCUUGCUGAGACUGAUCUGGAUGCAGCUUGGCUACGUAAUAAUAAUGAGGAUAUCAGAAGUAUGGACAAGAAGUCACGCCAAAGGUCCAUGACCCCCCUUGAAGUGGCUGAAGAACUUGAGAAGAAGCAAGCAUUUACGGGGUUACAUUGGGAAGAGGGUGCUGCUGCUCAACCAAUGAGGCUUGAGGGUGUUCGGCGGGAGUCAAUUAUGCUGGGCUACUUCCAUAUUGAUUCCAAUAAUACCAUUACUCGAACUUUCUCAUCUUCAGCCUUCAGGAGGGAACAUGGGUAUCCUCUGGUCCUUUCCGUUCAUAUGUAUUACAUUGCUAUAGGAAUGUCUAAAGGAGUCAUUAUUAUUGUGCCAAGCAAAUAUUCUCCUUACCAUCCUGACAACAUGGAUGCAAAGAUGUUGAUGCUUGGAUUACAAGGGGACAGGUCCUAUGCUCCUGUAACUUCUAUGUGCUUUAAUCAGCAAGGGGAGUUCCUCUUUGCCGGAUAUGGCGAUGGGCAUAUUUCUGUGUGGGAUGUGCAAAGGGCCUCGGUAAUUAGGGUUGUAACUGAGCAUAAAGCUCCCGUAGUGCAUAUGCUAUAUUUGGGGCAGGAUUCUCAAGUUAGCAAACAACUGAAUGUUGUUAGUGGUGAUAGCAAAGGUGUAGUUAAGUUGAUUCGGUUUUCUUUCGUCCCCUUGGUUAACAAGAUUUAUCUCAACAAGGCAACGGUCCUUUGCAAUGAAAAAAUGGGUGUUGUAAUCUGUGCAUCUUCCUUGAUCUCUGGCGAGUCCUUAGUUGGUGCAUCGACUACUCCCCAAGGGAGCAAUGUUAGUGCAACAAGUGCUAUUGGAAGCAUGAUGGGAGGUGUUAUAGGAGUUGAUGCUGGUUCAAAAUAUUCCCCUACACCUGAAGAUGGUGUCGUCGUAUUUGUUUUUCAUCAAAAUGCUUUGGUGGCAAAAUUAGUUCCUUCUUCGGAUAAUGUGGUAAAAUAUGCUCAUAUUCCGAAGCCUGAAGGUGCUGGUGGAAGUUCAAUGCCUUACGUGUCUUGGAGAUCCAUACCUGAUUCAAAUGGUGUUUCAACAGAAACGGGCCGUGUUGAACCAUCAGAAAGAGCUUCAUAUCUUGCUAUUGCUUGGGAUCGAACGGUUCAGGUAGCUAAGUUGGUUAAGUCAGAACUGGGAAUUUAUAGCAAAUGGACCAUAGAUAAUCCUGCAGUUGGUGUGGCUUGGCUCGAUGAUCAGAUGCUGGUGAUUCUCAACUCAAUUGGACAACUUGGGAUGUUCACCAAAGAUGGAAGCAUGAUUCACGAGACCAGAUUUUCUGUUGAUGUUUCUAGAGGAGAUGAUUUGAUUACAUAUCAUACCUACUUUAACAAUUCUUAUGGGAAUCCUGAGAAAGCCUACCAUAAUUGUGUAGCUGUAAGGGGAGCUAGUAUAUAUGUACUUGGACCAUCCCAUCUUUUGAUUUGCCGGCUUCUUCCCUGGAAGGAACGUAUUGAGGUUUUGCGGAGAGCAGGUGAUUGGAUGGGAGCCUUGAACAUGGCUAUGACUCUUUAUGAUGGUCAAGCUCAUGGAGCCAUUGAUCUUCCAAGAACUUUGGAUGAUAUUAAAAAAACGAUCAUGCCAUACCUAUUACAGCUUCUCUUGUCAUAUGUUGAUGAGGUGUUUUCUUAUAUAAAAGUUGCAUCUGGAAACCAAGUGGGAAACACAGAAAAAUUAAAUAAUGCAAUGAGUAGUAGUUCUGAUCAUCCUGAAAUAAAGGAGCAGUACAUCCGUGUUGGCGGUGUUGCUGUCGAGUUUUGUGUCCAUAUUAAGAGAACGGAUAUUCUAUUUGAUGAAAUCUACUCCAAAUUUGAUGCUGCUAAACAUAAAGAAACAUUUUUGGAACUGCUGGAGCCUUACAUAUUGAAGGACAUGCUGGGCUGCUUACCCCCUGAGAUUAUGCAAGCUCUAGUGGAGCAUUAUAGCUUUAGAGGUUGGUUACAAAGGGUCGAACAAUGCAUUCUUCAUAUGGACAUUGCGUCAUUGGAUUUCAACCAGGUGGUACGCUUAUGCAGGGAGCAUGGGCUACAUGGUGCAUUAAUAUAUUUGUUUAACAAAGGUCUAGAUGAUUUCAGGACACCAUUGGAGGAGCUCUUAGGAGUUUUUCAAAAUUGUGAGGGAGAAAGUGCUUCUACCGUCGGGUACAGAAUUCUUGUUUAUCUGAAGUACAGUUUCCAGGGUCUUGCAUUUCCGCCAGGACAUGGAACCCUUCCUGCUACUCGCCUGUUGUCUAUUAGGGAAGAGAUUCUGCAGUUUCUGCUGGAUUUUUCUAGUAUCCCAAAUUCAAAGGCAGCAACCUGCUUGCCAUCUCUUGAUCGAUCACCGAAUUUAUGUCAUCUGUUACAAUUGGAUACCCUAGCUACUUUAGAUGUACUAAGAAGUGCAUUCAUGGAGGAUACUCUUCCAUGUUCUAACUAUCAUGGUGAGGUCUCAUCUGAGUCAAGUGAAGUGAAGGUGUUGGGUGCUGAAAGUCAAAAUUUACUCCAGAAAUUAGUUGAUCUAAUUUCUAUGAUUCUCGAUGCUAGUUAUUUCCAAAUGGGUUGUUCUAUGAGCAGCAGUGAUGGUUACGCAAUCGAGACUUGGCCUUCAAAGGAAGAUGUUGGCUACAUGCUUGAGUUUAUAACUUAUUACGUUGCAUGCGAAAGGGCUAAAGUCUCUCGAGAUACUCUAAGUCAUAUUUUGGAGUAUUUGACGUCAGUAUUUAUCCCUCCACCCAGUGAUUCAGCACAAAAUAUUCAAAUUUUCAAAGCAAGAGAGAAGCAACUGCUGGUAGUUCUAGACGCAGUGCCUGAUACAGAUUGGGAUGCUCCUUAUCUUUUACAUUUAUGUGAAAGAUGUCAGUUUCAUCAGGUCUGCGGCUUCAUACAUUCAAAGAGACAUCAGUAUGUUGCUGCUCUGGAUAGUUAUAUGAAAGCUGUUGAUGAGCCCGUUCAUGCUUUCUCUUUUAUCCAUGAUUUGUUGCAACAAUGGGAUGAAAAACAAUCUGAAAGCUUCCGAGCGGCAAUUGUAUCACGAGUUGUGCAUCUGGUUAAAUUAGACAGAGAAGGAACUUUCUUUUUACUCAUUCGCCAUUUUAAUGAGCAAAGUCAAAUUUUGCUUUCUGAGUUAGAGGCUCAACCGGAAUGUCUUUUCCUUUAUCUCAAGACACUUAUUGAGGUUCACACAACUGGAAAUCUCCAAUUCUCCCGCUUAACAAAUGAUGAUAAAGUAUUUUGCCCCAUUGAAAGAAGGGUAAGGCACCAGUCUGACAGAGUUAGAGUAUUCCGGGAAGCUCUGAUUGGCUUUCCUAAACUUCUGCGGAGUAGUCCCAUCCAACUGACAGAUGAAAUGACGGAGCUUUACUUUGAGUUAUUAUGUCGCUACGAGCGAGAAUCGGUUCGAAAAUUCUUGGAGACAUUUGAGAGCUACAGACUGGAGAACUGUUUAAGCUUAUGUCAGGAUUAUGGAAUUGUAGAUGCAGCUGUUUUCUUGUUGGAGAGGGUUGGUGAUGUGGGUAGUGCUCUUUCGCUGAUUCUUUCUGGCCUAGAUGAAAAAUUUGUGAUUCUUGAUGCCUCUAUUGGAAGUGGACACUCUGAUCCAGUUUCAGCUAAACUUGGAAAAAUUUUGGAGAAGAAGGAGGUCAGAGACAUUAUUGAUAUUGUGCACUCUUGUAUUGGGCUGUGCCAACGUAACAGCCCUCGUUUGGGCUCUCAUGAAUCUGAGUGCCUCUGGUUUCAGUUACUUGACUCGUUCUGUCUUCCUUUGGCAGAUUCAUCUCAUGAAGAUGGAUCUUCUGAGGAAUCAUGUCAACAAAUUCGAGACAAGUCACAUGUAGUGCAAGAGCAUGAAGGAGCAUGCACUGUCAAAUGGAAGAUAUUGAAAUCACUGCAAAACUCUCAAAUUUUGAAGAAACUGAUAUCUGUUGUUAUCCGAGAGAUUGUUGAGGGAAUGAUUGGUCAUGUUCCCAUUCCAACUAUUAUGUUGAAACUUCUUUCAGAUAAUCGUAUCCAGGAGUUUGGUGACAUUAAACCUACCAUAUUGGGUAUGCUUGGAACUUACGACUUUGAGAGAAGAAUCCUGGACACGGCCAAAUCUUUGAUUGAGGAUGAUGCUUAUUACACCAUGAACUUGCUCAAGAAGGAAGCUUCUCAUGGGUAUGCCCCGCAGGAUAUAACAUGUUGUAUAUGCAAUAGCCCACUUGCAAAAGAUUCCGGCAUUCAAGUUUUCAGUUGCAGUCAUGCGUUACACAUUCGCUGUGCACACCACGAGAAACAGACUUCUGUUGGGGCUAUAUCAGCUGGAUGCCCUAUCUGUGUGGCAGGGAAGAAUGCUCAGAUAUCUAGCAAAACUGUUCUUGACUUUGGAUUGAUGAGAGCUUCUACAGGAUUGCAGAAAGCACAAGGAACAAGUUCCUCGCAUUCACAAGAUAAUGAUGUCUUUGAGGCUUCUUAUGUCUACCAACCAGUUUCAAGGGUAAAAGUUUUCUUCUUGAGUAGUUUUGUAAGUCCUAUUUCUCUGUUUUUUUGUUAACAUGAUGGUUUGUUUUGGUUGAAGCAGUUUGAGUUCUUGAACAGUCUCCAUAAAGACCAAAAAUCAACUCAAAUAGAAACUAUGCCUCCACUACGGCUUGCUCCUCCAGCUGUUUACCAUGAGAAGGUGAAGAAAGGGAUUGAGCUUUCGGCUGCCGGGCGCAUUAACGGCUCUGCUCAAGCUGAAAAGUCAAAUACAAGCAGGCAGUCUAAAAACAUAAAGGUGAACGAAUCAUCAGUUAAGUUUGCAUUGAGAUCGACUAUAUUUGGUAAGUAGUUUUAUUUUAUCGAAUUCAAAUAUCCUACUCUUCCUAUUACCAUAUCUAAGUGGAUCAUGUGGUUGUAGGGAAAGAGAAGAGAAACAAGCUGCCACAAUGACAUUGCGUCUUUUCUGCUAUUGAUUUGAGCAAAAAAUGGAGCUUUUCUGUCACGAGUCUGUUAGCUUGAUUAACGAGUUCGGCAUCAAUCAUGUAAAUAAGGCAAAUUUUGGUCGUUUAACCUCACCUGUCCAUAAAUACUUAGGUUUACAAGCAAUUUCGUACUCUUUUUACCCAGAGAAGGUGACAGUAAAUAGAAUUCACAAGUUUCAGUGUGAGCAAUGUGGAUCUGUAAUGUAAAGCUGUAUGUUUCAAUUGCUGAUGUAGUUCUCAAAUCAACAGAACACAGUUUAGCAGCGGGCUUUUUCCCAAAAAAAUUAAAUAACAUAAACGUGGACAAAUUUAAAUUUUUCAGAAUAUUUGUGGACAGAAUUAUAUUGCUUGGAUUUCUGAAAUCCGAGUUUAGAUUAAAAUUAGAGA
Molecule: messenger RNA, 6759 nt
Organism: Oldenlandia corymbosa var. corymbosa
Lineage: Eukaryota; Viridiplantae; Streptophyta; Magnoliopsida; Gentianales; Rubiaceae
Source: the annotation of a GenBank genome assembly